AUGAGCAACAACCGUUUCGUGGGAGGCAUUCCUCCCUCAAUUUCUGGAUGUGGAAACCUCGAGUUUCUUGAUUUUCACUCAAAUGCACUCACACGCACUGUGCCUGAUACUCUGCCCAAAAGCCUACAAUUAAUGGAUAUUUCGGAUAACAGGCUCACUGGUCAAUUGUCACCGAGUAUUGGUUCACUAACUGAAUUAACCAAACUUAAUCUUUGGAAGAAUCAAUUUUCGGGCAGAAUUCCGGCAGAGAUCCUAUCCUGUAGUAAGCUAGAAUUACUAGAUCUCGGAGACAAUGGUUUCUCAGGUGAUAUACAUAAAGCAUUUGGGCAACUUCCAUCACUUGAAAUUUAG
Molecule: messenger RNA, 351 nt
Organism: Fraxinus pennsylvanica
Lineage: Eukaryota; Viridiplantae; Streptophyta; Magnoliopsida; Lamiales; Oleaceae
Source: the annotation of a GenBank genome assembly